AUGCAAAUCGAAGAAAAGCAAGUCAGGGACGUCCCUGUCGCCUUCCCCGACGGUGAUCACUCCGAUGCCACCGACGAUGAUGCCUCGCCCGCUACCACCCCUUCGACCACUUCACCUCAAUCUCAACAACCUUCCAUCCCAUCUUUACGUCCAACAAAGGAUAUGACCGCCGGUAUCUCCGCCUCUUCAACACAUUUGGGUCAGAUUAAUGCUGCCCGACGAGGUCCCGCUCCGCGCCCCCAAGCGUCCAUGAGUGCGGCGCCGUCCGGGGGACUAAAUCAGGAUAUUCUCGCCAAAAUGAAAGCCUUCUCCCUUUCUCGGCAGGGUGCCCCUCCAUCUUUACCCCAUGCUGCCUCUUCACCUACCAUUCCGUCUCUCAACAGCCCCGGGGCCCCUAAUGGUGGCGUGCAGUCACCUCCAUCGGGUGGGCCGAUCGCUGGCCCGCUUCCUGGUCGCCUGCCCCCGCAAGCCCGUCCCAAUGCAAAGAACUGGGUUUCGUCUCCUACUGUCGCGGGUUCUGCGGCUGCUAAUGCUCCUAAGCCGGCAGGCAGCUUGGCUGCCAAACGGAUGAAGCCUGGCCUCAAGCUCUCGGAUGCCGCGGGACCCAACGGGUCUUCGCCAGGGAAACCCUCCGAUGGACCUGCCCCAGGUGGAGAGUCGGUAUUCAGCAAAUACUCCGAGUUUGUUGAUACCAAGACGGGUACGCUCAAUUUCAAAAACAAGGCGGUCAUCCACGGUGGUGGCGUGGAAUUUUCUUCCGGGCAUAGCUUCAACAUUUCUUUGGAUGAGGUCGAUCGCUUAGACGAACUGGGCAAAGGAAACUACGGCACGGUAUACAAGGUUCGACACAGCCGGCCGCACAUGCGUAAGCCCGGAACGGGCGUUGGAGGUAUCCUCAGCCGUCCCGUAGGCCCCGACGACUCCAAUUCUGAUUGCAUUCCGGCACUGAAGCCCCAAGAUAACCUUUCUGGGGUGGUUAUGGCGAUGAAGGAAAUUCGACUCGAGCUGGAUGAGAGUAAAUUCGCUCAGAUCAUCAUGGAAUUGGACAUUCUCCAUCGUUGCGUCUCACCUUUCAUCAUUGACUUUUACGGCGCGUUUUUCCAAGAAGGCGCAGUUUAUAUAUGUGUCGAGUUCAUGGACGGUGGCUCAAUCGACAAAAUCUACAAACAGGGUGUCCCGGAAAACAUCCUUCGCAAGGUAACGCUCUCCACCAUCAUGGGGUUAAAGACCCUCAAAGACGACCAUAACAUCAUCCAUCGUGAUGUCAAGCCCACCAACAUCCUUGUCAACAGUCGCGGCCAAAUCAAGAUUUGCGAUUUCGGUGUGAGCGGUAACCUGGUGUCGAGUAUUGCCAAGACGAAUAUUGGGUGUCAAAGUUACAUGGCCCCCGAACGAAUCGCCGGUGGUGGUAUGCAGCAGUCAGGAGCGACCAGUACCGGGACCUACAGCGUCCAGAGUGACAUCUGGAGCUUAGGGUUAUCGGUAAUUGAAUGUGCCCUUGGCCGUUAUCCUUAUCCUCCCGAGACUUUCAACAACAUCUUCAGUCAGUUACACGCCAUCGUCCAUGGAGAAGCUCCAACUCUUCCCGAAACAGGCUAUUCUGAGGAUGCACAUGCGUUUGUUCGCGCAUGCUUGGAUAAGAACCCUAAUAACCGUCCUUCGUACACGAUGCUCUUGCGACACCCCUGGCUUUCGCCACUCAUGCAACCUCCUACCGAAGACGAAGCCGCCAAGGCCCCUGAAGACUCCGGGGCGGAAACUGAAGACAAAGAAGUCGCUGAUUGGGUAAAUGAGCGACUCGCCGUUUUAGCAUCUGGGCAAGAACCGCCUCCAGAUAAGCCGGCUUUACACGCCGCCCCACUGGAUGCUGUUCCUGGAAGCCCACUUUUAGAAGAUGCCACAUUGAAACAACCUGCCUGA
Molecule: messenger RNA, 1920 nt
Organism: Aspergillus ruber CBS 135680
Lineage: Eukaryota; Fungi; Ascomycota; Eurotiomycetes; Eurotiales; Aspergillaceae
Gene: pbs2
Product: mitogen-activated protein kinase kinase PBS2
Exons: 2
Coding region: 1-1920 (639 amino acids)
Biological process (GO): protein phosphorylation; cellular hyperosmotic response; MAPK cascade
Molecular function (GO): ATP binding; MAP kinase kinase activity
Source: RefSeq, a predicted model, not a curated record